AUGAGAACUCCUGGGCUGGGAAAGACUUCAGAUCAGUGGCGGCAGGAGAUCCAGGAAGAAAGAAGCAAAGCCGAUCGGUGGGAAAGAAAGGCUCAAGAGACGCAAGCACAGAAGGAGGGUUUAGAACGACAGAUGUUAGAAACUCAGAACCAUCAAGCAGAAUUGAAAGCUAGAAUAGUGGAGCUCGAGAGAUCACCCACUCGGUAUAGAGGUCGUAAUACUAUGAUAGAAUUAAAAGCAGGCCUGUGCAAGAUUGAAGAAAUGAAAAAGAUGAUAGAGGAAUUGGAGAAUACGUUACAAAGCUGCGAGCAAAGGAUCAAAGUCUUGGAAAGAAAUGAAGAGCAUUGGAAAGAACAACUUCAUCAUUCACAAAAUCAAGUCCAGAAUAGAGAUUACAUUAUGGGCGAGGCCGUAUCUCAGAUUCGGGAGGUAGCUGAUCAUCUGCAAACAAUGGCGACUCAGGCUGACGUUUUAAGUGUAAAGUAUGAACUGGAGUCGGAUUGGGGUCAGGAGUUAGCUUUGUUAUUGAAAGAAGUUAAAGCUAUAGGCAUUAGGGCAAAGCCAUAUUUGUAA
Messenger RNA from Gossypium raimondii (Peruvian cotton), 573 nucleotides. RefSeq lists its product as uncharacterized. The transcript has a single exon. The record is from RefSeq and is a predicted model, not a curated record. Lineage: Eukaryota; Viridiplantae; Streptophyta; Magnoliopsida; Malvales; Malvaceae. The coding region runs from base 1 to 573 and encodes 190 amino acids.